Molecule: messenger RNA, 408 nt
Organism: Nicotiana tabacum (common tobacco)
Lineage: Eukaryota; Viridiplantae; Streptophyta; Magnoliopsida; Solanales; Solanaceae
Source: RefSeq, a predicted model, not a curated record
AUGAGAAAUCACGAAAAUCGACCCACUGGUUCUACACUAUUGCCUGAAGUGAAGGAGGUGUAUUCCCAUUAUUCUAAGCGUAGCCGUGGCAAAGGAAGAAAUUUUUCUGGUGUUAAUCACCCCCCAAAGAAAAAUAACCACCAAAAGUGGAAAGGGCCAAGGGCAAAUGGUUCAGAAACUGAAUGGUAUCGUUGCGGUGGAAAAGGGCAUUGGGCAAAUAUUUAUCGCAUAUCAAAACAUUUGGUUGAGCUUUAUCAAGCAUCUCUAAAGGAUAAAGCUCCUGAAUCUAAUUUUGUCUAUGACAAUGAAUUUGACAUCACUCACUUGGAUGUGGCACAUUUUUUUGAGCACCCUGAUGGAAAAAUAAACCACUCGAUCGGUGAUGGAUCUAUGGUUAAAGAUGAUUGA